Messenger RNA from Drosophila biarmipes, 2143 nucleotides. RefSeq names its product importin-13. Gene Ontology annotation, biological process: protein import into nucleus. Gene Ontology annotation, cellular component: nuclear membrane; cytoplasm. The record is from RefSeq and is a predicted model, not a curated record. The transcript has a single exon. Lineage: Eukaryota; Metazoa; Arthropoda; Insecta; Diptera; Drosophilidae. Bases 106 to 1884 code for a protein of 592 amino acids.
ACGAUCAGACAUCACUAGUUUUUCGUUGACACGUAAUAUUUUACAUAAAAUAGUAGUCUGUUUUUUUGUAUAGAAUAUUUUUUUUUUGGAGGUUUUUCUGUCCGGAUGGAUAACUUUAUGUAUCGCUCGAGCUCUCCGAGCUGCGAUUGCGAUUACAUGGAGUUCACGAAGGAGAAUGUGAUUAAGGCGCUUCACAUGCUGAGCCUGGGAGCCACUAAGGAAGCUGAUGACUACCUGCACUCCUUUCAGCAGUCGAAUUGUGCUUGGUUCAUAGCCGAGGACAUUUUGUCCCACGUACCCCACCACGAAGUGCCCGUGCUGACCUUCGCAGCCAUCACGUUUGCCAAGAAAAUUAAGCAACAUAUUAACACGCUUCUGGGGUCCGAGCUGACCGCCUUGAAAGAAACGCUGACCCGUCAUCUUGUACGAGCCUCCAUGAUCCCGGAAUCCACGCCACUGGUUGUGCAGUUGGGAGUUUGUCUGUCGACCUUGGGUCUGAUGUCCUCCAACUGGGACUACGAACUGGAAGACUUUGUGAAACACCUGUCCGGGAAACCCAAGCACAUAAUGGCACUUUUGGAAGUCCUCAAGGUCCUGCCCGAGGAGACUCGGCCGUCGAAUCUUCCGCUGACUGGAACGGACCUCAAGUGCGUCUUCCAGGAGCUCCGCUUGCAGUCUUCCUACAUACUGAAUGUGCUGGAAACAAUUCUGGAGCGACCGGAUCUGCCAGAGGGAUGCUUGUCAAAGUGCCUGGCUGUGUGUGGGUCCUGGACCAGGUUUGGUUUGGUUCUACCCGAACAGGUGCUGGAUCGAAAGCUUUUUCAACGGAUAAAUAUCAUCCUGGUUACCCCCUUGGAUAGUGCCCACUUGGAGGCGGCUGAGUGCGUGGACGCCAUGCUGGAUCAAUCUCGGACCGCAAAUAAGCUCGAUAACCGCCUAAACCACUUGGUCUUCUCCCUGAUACCGGCAUUCAAGCGCUAUGGGGGCGAUACCAAGCUGUUGCAAAACUAUUGCCAGAUAUUCGUGAAUCUCUUCAAGACCCACUUCCAUGUGACCCAAAACGAUCUUUUGAAAAUCCAAGAGAGAAUGAGAACCAUCCAGCUACUGCUGCUUGUGGCGGAGCACUGCCCGUUGGAACUGAUUGAGACCUCCAUUACCGUGUGGUCUUUGCUGACCCAGGACUUGCACAUGGUUCGCUUAUAUCGAAAUGACUUUACCCGUCUCCUAGAGCUGCUCCUCCCCCGCACUGCAUUGCCAGCCAGUUAUGAGUCCAUCACGCGACCCGAUACCAUGGUAACGGAUAGGUUCCGGGGACUUCUGUCUGAAGUACUGGUGGACUUGGCUCCCUUGGUGGAUGUGGAUGCCAUGGAGAAACUUUACGAUGUUGUUAAAAACGAACAGAGCCCCUGGAACUAUGUUGAGGUAGCCAUCUUCUUUCUACGUCACCUGAUGGUCCAGUUUAGGGAGCGUCAACCCGAGCUGAUUUUGAAAAUCUUGGACAGCGUUAAGCAUCGCCCGCAGGCUUUCAUACGUCUGCAAGUCCUUGAGCUGAUUUCGGUUCCGGACACCGUGGAUUUCGUUACCAUCUGGAGAAGCCUGCUGAACGAAUUGCGGAGGGAUGUCCCUAUGGUGGCUGCGAUUGAAAGCCGCCUAAGUCUGCUGAUGCCUCAUUGGAACUAUUUCCUGAUCCUGGCCACCAUGGUGGAUGAGUUCCGUUUGAAGGAGAGCGACCGCUGCCACCUGUUGGCCAGCAUGUGUGCUCUGCUCAGGGAACUGCCCCCACCGGAUGUUAUGAAAGUCAAAAUGUAUAUGGUGAAUGUGGAGUGGACAAGCUGCCCAGCCCACAUCUGGGAAAAUCGUGUCAAGGUGUUCAAGGACAUUUGAAGAAAUUAUUAACUUUUAUUUUUUAAAUUGAAUUAAGUUUAUAGUUAACAUUGCUCUUGCCUAGCCCAAUCCCAAUUUCUUAGUAGCACAGCAAUUUGCGUCAUGACUCAACUUCUAGGAUACCAAGCCAUAAAGCGGCAAUCCGCGCAGAUAGACAAGCUAAUUUCGGUAACUAAUUUGGCAACAGUUAAAGGCCAACACACGCCUAAAUCGUAAAAUAAAAUCAGAUCAGAUCCAAAGGAGUCGUGGUCUCGGCUCA